This is a messenger RNA of Phascolarctos cinereus (koala), 2648 nucleotides long. The record is from RefSeq and is a predicted model, not a curated record. NCBI's taxonomy places the organism in Eukaryota, Metazoa, Chordata, Mammalia, Diprotodontia, Phascolarctidae.
AUGCCCACUCGGAAUGGGCAACUUCGGCCAGCCCGCCCCCACCCCUCGGAGAGGCCCACACCUCGGGAUGAGAACCCCAAACCCUGCGAGGCCCUUCACGGGCUCUCAUCCCUGAGCCUUCACCUGGGCAGUAUGGAGUCCUUCAUCGUGGUGACUGAGUGUGAGCCUGGCUGUGCCAGCGGGGCCCAGGGCCAGGGCCAGCCGGAGGAGCAGAUGGAGCACGGUGGGGAAGAGGACAAGGUUCUCCAAGCACCUGCAGACCCCGGGCCCCAGGCCCGGCCCCACCUCUCUGGCCGCAAGCUGUCCUUGCAAGAGCGGUCCCAGGCCACCCCGUCCCCUGGAGGGAGCAGGAGUGUGAACGGCCGCUUUAUCUACCCCUCGCUUCCUUACUCUCCGGUCAGCUCCCCCCAGUCCUCCCCCCGGCUCCCCCGCAGGCCCACGGUGGAGUCUAGACACGUCUCUAUCACCGGGAUGCAGGACUGUGUACAGCUUAAUCAGUAUACGCUGAAAGAUGAGAUUGGGAAGGGUUCCUAUGGUGUGGUCAAGCUGGCUUACAACGAAGAUGACAAUACUUACUAUGCCAUGAAGGUGCUUUCCAAAAAGAAGCUGGUGCGGCAGGCGGGCUUCCCCCGCCGGCCCCCACCCCGUGGCACCAAGCCCGCCUCGGAAGGCUGCAUUCAACCCAAGGGCCCCAUUGAACAGGUCUACCAAGAGAUCGCUAUUCUCAAAAAGCUGGACCAUCCCAAUGUGGUGAAGCUGGUGGAGGUCCUGGAUGACCCAAAUGAGGACCAUCUGUACAUGGUGUUUGAACUGGUCAAUCAGGGGCCUGUAAUGGAAGUGCCAACAGUUAAGCCACUGAGUGAGGACCAGGCCCGAUUCUACUUCCAAGAUCUGAUCAAAGGCAUUGAAUACUUGCACUACCAGAAGAUCAUCCACCGAGACAUCAAGCCUUCCAAUCUCCUGGUUGGAGAGGAUGGACACAUCAAGAUUGCGGACUUUGGGGUGAGCAAUGAAUUCAAGGGCACCGACGCCCUCCUCACCAACACCGUGGGCACACCCGCCUUCAUGGCGCCAGAAACGCUGUCUGAGACCCGGAAGAUCUUCUCUGGGAAGGCUCUGGAUGUGUGGGCCAUGGGAGUGACACUCUACUGCUUUGUUUUCGGCCAGUGCCCAUUUAUGGAUGAACGGAUCUUGUCUUUGCAUAGUAAGAUCAAAAGCCAGGCCCUGGAGUUCCCAGACCAGCCCGAUAUUGCCGACGAUCUGAAGGACCUGAUUGUGCGAAUGUUGGAUAAGAAUCCCGAGUCCAGGAUCGUUGUCCCAGAGAUCAAGCUGCAUCCCUGGGUCACGAGGCACGGGGCGGAGCCGCUGCCGACAGAGGAUGAGAACUGUACCUUGGUGGAGGUGACGGAAGAGGAGGUGGAGAACUCCGUCAAACACAUCCCCAGCCUGGCGACCGUGAUCCUUGUGAAGACCAUGAUCCGUAAACGAUCUUUUGGGAACCCUUUCGAGGGCAGCCGGCGGGAAGAACGUUCUUUGUCUGCCCCUGGAAACCUGCUCACAAAAAAACAAACAGGGGGAUGUGAGCCCUUCCUGGAGUCCAAGGAAGCAAGGCAGCGAAGACAGCCUCAGGUGCACCGACCUGCCGCAUGUCGGAGAGGAGGAGGUGGUGUGGUGAAGAAGGCCGCCCUGGUGGAUAACGGGCAUCGGCCGCUGCCUCCGCCGGGAGAGGCAGCCAUGGAGCCUGAAUAACACCGGCUGGGCACCCGGCCUGCUCGCCUCCACGGGGCCCCGUGCCGCCAACGCAUCCUGUCUCCAUCGCCGCAUGUCCUACCGAAAAUGACCACUUGUGUAAAGCGUUGCCCGUCAUCUCUGGUUGUUUCUUUUCCGUUGUCGUUUUAAGGGGUGGGGGGCGGGGGGAGGCAUGGCAUCUGCUUCGUGACUCGAACGUUGGCCUUCGGCUGGCAGGAGGGCCUAGAGAGAGGAGCUGCAGGCUCCCCAGCCUGACACUGUAGGGGAGGGGGUGGAGGAGGCGACUCCUUCGGAGAAAAAGUCUGGAUGCCAAAUAUUUCAAGUCGCGUCAACUGCGAUGCUUUCGCAAAGCUGGAGGAGCAAACAGCAAAGGCGGAUGGCCCCAGGGACGCCACCACCCGGGAAACGUUAGCACCUCCGGGUCUUGACUCACCUCCUCCCCAAAGGGCGCCGGGCUUCGGGCUGAGUCUGAAUAGCCCAGACGAGUCUCAUUCAUUCCAAGGACUUCGGUUUGCCUUCACCUCCCUCCUUCACUGGUGAAGGGUAUUCCUUAUUUUUUGAGGGGAACCCCCCCAAAACUUUUGGACAUAUGAAUACCUUAGUCAGGAAAAACAAAUUUCUCAAAGGGCUCCGAGUUCUGCGUGAGUGGCUUAGUAGGGAGAGGGAGAGCAGCAGCAGCAGGGCUGGGGGGGGGGGCGUGGUCCCCCAGGGGUGGGGGCUCAAUCUGUUGCUUUUAGUCAGUUUUCAAAGGGCAGCAGCGAGAGUGCAUUUCUGAAAUAGGUUACUGAGCUACUAGGUUUAUAUACUAUUAACUUUAAAAUUCAGGGUGAAAUCCAACACUUCCAUGUACAUUACAUGGCUUAAGAUUUUUACUUAUUUGAAUAUCUUAGAAUGUAGAG